AUGGCGCCCAAGCAAAGGAACGCCGCAGCUCACUCCUCCACCACCACCUCAUCAAUAGCAGCAGCCCCCUCCGCGGCAGCAACAGCACCACCAUCCUCCGCGCCCGUUGCCGUGCCGAAAUCCGCGAUCGCCAAGACCACCCACGCCGGCAGCACCCAGUCAUGGGACAAGAUCGUGAGCAACGUGCUCACACACUACCUGGACACGACGCCGCAGCGGACCAAGCUGCUGGACGCCUUCAUGGCCUUCCUGGUGGCGGUGGGGGCGCUGCAGUUCUUGUACUGCAUUCUCGCGGGGAACUACCCGUUUAAUGCCUUCUUGUCCGGGUUCGCGGCGACGGUGGGGCAGUUCGUUUUGACUGCUUCGUUGCGUAUCCAGACGACCGAGGCGAACAAGGGCGAUUUCCCUUCCGUAUCGCCCGAACGUGCCUUCGCCGACUACGUCGUGUGCAGUCUGAUCUUGCACUUUUUCUGCGUUAACUUCAUCAAUUAG
This is a messenger RNA of Chaetomium strumarium, 492 nucleotides long. Its product is annotated as DAD family protein. Gene Ontology annotation, cellular component: oligosaccharyltransferase complex; membrane. The transcript has 4 exons. Lineage: Eukaryota; Fungi; Ascomycota; Sordariomycetes; Sordariales; Chaetomiaceae. The record is from RefSeq and is a predicted model, not a curated record. Bases 1 to 492 code for a protein of 163 amino acids. Gene Ontology annotation, biological process: protein N-linked glycosylation.